UCGCUCUAGCUGCUCCUGCCUGGGCCCGGAAGAUGUCGGGCACUGGAUGCGAACUAAACAGACCAGCCAGGCGGUACCGACUGAAACGGGGGCUAGAUGCCUGCACCUGGCUGGGCGCUGAGGCUGCAGGUCAGCGAGGUGACUGGUCACACAACCAUUGACAGUGGACACCGAGCACCGACAGGUCCAGCCGUGGCCACUGGCAGGAGACAGGCACCAUGCUUACCCUUGAGUCUGGCCCACCCAGGGCAUCUCAGGCAGGAUCUGAGCAGCCCCAGGCCCUGGGCAGAACCCAGAAGGCGUGCUCAUCGUCCAUCCGCAGCCAGGAACCAGGAACCGCUCAUCCCCAGGGCUCUGGGCAAGAAAAUCUCACCCAGGGGCAGGACCCCAUCCCUGUCCUCAUGGCUUCCCCUUCCGGGUCCAGAGUGGGUGUGUCUGCCCCUGCCAGCCGGGCCCUGCCCUGCCCUGCCUCAUCCCACGCCCGGCCAGCCUGUUAUAAACAGGAGGCUGCCUGGCCAGUGUCGGCCACAUCCCACUUUGUCUUGUCACCUGCUGGAGCUGCCUCACCACGGGAGAAAGGAGGCACCUGCAGAAGGAGGCUCCAGCUUCCAGGUGGGAGCCACGGCCCAUGCAGCCGGUGGCUGCCCGACGUUCCGUGAGGCCCAGCGGCCCCCGCCACCACUGCUGGAGGGCAGGCCCAGAGAGAGGCUGGUGGAGCUGCACACCUCCUUCGGGGAGCUGUUCACCUUCUUCUGCGCCAACGCCACCAUCCACGGGGCCAACCUCGUCUGCUCCAGCCAGAACGGCCUCCAGAUGGCGUCCUGGGGGCUGCUGCUGGUGGGCGCCCUGGGGGUGUUCUGCUGGCAGUUCGGGCUCCUCUUAGCACAAUACUGGCGUCACCCGGUCAUCAUGACCGUGUCCGUGCACUCGGAGCUGAGGCUCUUCCCAGCCGUCACUCUGUGCGACAUGAACCCACACAGGCCACGCUCAGCCCGCUCCCACCUGCAGGUACUCGAUGAGUUUGCCCAGGAGAAUAUCCACUCUCUCUACAAAUCCAACUUCAGCGAGAACAGGGACGUCCUCUUUGCUGACGCCCGGCUCCCACAGCCUGCCUUCUACCUGGACCGCGGGAUCCGCCUACAGAGGCUGAGCCAACCAGGCGGCCAGAACAAAGUGGGUUUCCACCUGUGUAACAGCACCGGGGGAGACUGCUUCUACCGGGCCUUCUCGUCAGCCGUGACAGCCAUCCAGCAGUGGUACCGCUUCCACUACGUGAACAUCUUGGCCCUGACACCCCCCGCCUGCGAGGACGGAGGCCGCUUUGUCUUCUCCUGCCGAUUCGACGACCAGGACUGCCAGGCCCGGCACUUCCGAACGUUCCACCACCCCACCUACAGUAGCUGCUACAGCUUCAGUGGCGUCUCAGCUGCGCGGCACCCGGGCAUCACCCAUGGGAUCAGCCUGGUCCUCAGGGCUGGGCGGCAGGACCACCUCCCUCUGCUGUCCACGGAGGCUGGCAUCAUCAUGAUUCAUGGGCAUGACCACACGCCCUUCCUGGAGCACCAGGGCUUCAGCGUCCGGCCGGGCACCGAGACCACAGUCGGCAUCCGAGAAGACGAGGUGCACCGGCUGGGGGGCCCCUAUGGCCGCUGCACCAAGGGUGUGGAGGGCGUGGACGUGCAGCUGCUCUACAAGGCCUCGUAUGCCCUGCAGGCCUGCCUCGUGUCCUGCUUUCAGCAGCUAAUGGUGGAGACCUGCUCCUGCGGCUACUACUUCUACCCCCUGCCAUCAGGGGCCGAGUACGGCAGCUACGCCAGGCACCCGGCCUGGGGUCAUUGCUUCUACUGCCUCUACAAGGACCUGGGGACCCACCGGCUUCCCUGUACCUCACGCUGCCCCAGGCCCUGCAGGGAGUCUUUCUACAAGCUCUCUGCCAGGACCUCCAGAUGGCCUUCCUCCAAGUCAGCCGUGAGUGCCCCGAAGGGGUGGGUAAGGGGCAGGCAAGCAGGUGGGUCUCACAGGUCCCAAAGGCUCACCCUGGACCAGCUGUGCUCUGUGGUCCCUGCUCUUAACACUGUGCACAGCGCCCUGAGGGCUGCGAGAAGCUGCAGCCCCAGUGAGCCUUUUCUGUGCACAGGACUGGAUCCUGGCCGUGCUGGGCAAGCGACGCCACAGGAGCCUGAGCCAGAGCCCAGGCCUCAGGUGGGUGCACUCCCCCUCCAGAGGCCCCUCCCUCUGCCAACCUUGUCCUCAGUACCCCAAAGAGGGGCCCUGCCGUGUGGGCCCAGGGCCCAGCCCCUCACACCUCUGCCUUGCCCGAGGAGCAACGUGGCCAAGGUGAACAUCUUCUACCAGGAGCUCAACUACCGUACGGUGGACGAGACGCCCGUUUACUCGGUGCCCCAGCUGCUUUCAGCCACGGGCAGCCUCUGGAGCCUGUGGUUCGGCUCAUCGGUCCUCUCUGUCCUGGAGCUGCUGGAGCUGCUGCUCGACGCCAUAGCCCUCAUGCUCCUACAGGGCUGCCGCUGGCUCCGCAGAGCUCGGGGGUCCCAGCCAGGGGCAGCCACGGUGCCAUCCCACGCCACGCCAGAAGCCAACCAGUUGCCCACUGACCGCAGGGAUGACAUUAAUCAUCUGGGGGGACCUGCUGGCCUCAUCUCCCACGACGCUUCCCGGAGCUCUGGCAGGAGUCUUUGCUGAAGAGUUAGGCCAAGUGAGGGGCCCAGCCUCCCCACACCUGAGCCAGCCGGACUUGUUCUGAUCCUGAGGGACAUGGCAGCGGUGGGCUCUCCUGGCUGCCCAGGGUGAACCGGACCAGCCCCACAGAGCCACCCCAGCUAGCCAAGCCAAGCCCAGGGCCCAGGAAGCAGCACUGGGGUCUGCAGGCAGGCACCAGGGUGCCCAGCCACCUGCCCAGUGGCGGCCUCACUCAGGCACCAGGGCAGGGGGAGGGGAGCGAGUGUCCCUACCACUCUGGAUUCCCGACUCUAGUCUGCUGCGUAGCUGUGUGUGCGCGUGCGAGGCGGGGGGGGGGGGGGCCUCCACAGGGGAGUGUGCCUGUUUGGUCGGUGUCGUGUAAACGCGUGUACGUUUCUAAGUGUGUCAACAUACCUGUGUAUACCUGUGUGUAGGUGUAUGCAGGCAUCUGGUGGAGCCUUCCUCAGCUCGGGGCAGCUGGGAAGAAGGGUCGGGCCAGGCCAAGGCACUUGGUGACCUUGGGCUGCUUUGUAAUAAAACCAGCGAUUCCA
Messenger RNA from Mirounga angustirostris (Northern elephant seal), 3248 nucleotides. RefSeq names its product sodium channel epithelial 1 subunit delta (gene SCNN1D). The record is from RefSeq and is a predicted model, not a curated record. Lineage: Eukaryota; Metazoa; Chordata; Mammalia; Carnivora; Phocidae. Gene Ontology annotation, molecular function: ligand-gated sodium channel activity. Gene Ontology annotation, biological process: sodium ion transmembrane transport. Gene Ontology annotation, cellular component: sodium channel complex; plasma membrane.